CGCAAAGCGAAUUGUUGUGGCCACCCCACGAAAGACCCUUCACGAGAAACGUGACGUCCACCAUCCUCUACAGUGCACGAACACCCCCGACCGAGACGAAAGCCAUCUCUCAAAACGCUUCCAAUUGGUGCAGUAGUGACGCUCGUUGGAAGCAAUUCAUUUCGUGUUCCUACGCUCGGGGGAAACCCAACACAGAAUCACAAUCCGGUGAUCCUCGAGACAGCGGAGCGUAACCGAGGGAGCGAGUGAGUUGUAUGGACUAGAAGAUUACAAUCACAGUUCGAGCGAGCGAGCGAGCGAAAGAGUACCUAUCCGUUUCAGAUCAGCUAGAAGGUUAUACAAAGUCAGCAUGACUGCGGGGACGACCAGCAGCGUUGCCCCGUUGUCCAUCGCGACCAGUACGGGAGGCACUCGAUGGUCCGGACUAGAAACGUCAGGAAUGAAGGAAGCUCGUUGCAGUCUACUCUUGCAGGAAGAAGAAACCUUCGAUUCCAAGAUCAAAGCUUUGCCUUCCCAACGGGUCAUGGUUUACCAAGACAAGGGAUUCAACCCCGCUGCCAGCUCGUCUGAUUUGGAAAACUACUUUGUCAAUUUCCAAGGCGCUACCAUACUCCAACUCGAACCGCAGCUGCAGGCCUCACACAUGAACGCGACAAAUAGUGGAGGCGCCCGUAGCGGCACGGUCACGAGUACCAUGCCCGUCACCAUGACCUUGGGAGGACGGUGCGUGUUGACUCCGGAGAAUUAUCAAGACUUUAGGGUCAUGAUGCGGACGAAAACACAGUCCCAGGAAAUGAAUAUCGCCCCCAACGGUAACUUCGAUUGGCCCGACGUUUCGGCUCUCCUGUGCUGCCCCGUCUGCGGCCGCAAGGCGCCCAUUCCUCAGCCUGGUGAACGCGUGCCGCACGAAUACUGGAUGGUGUUUUAUCCGCUCUUGCAAAUUACCGUAUUGAAAGGCUCUCAGCUGACGCUUGGGACGCGAACCAUAUGCCGGAUGACGUGUCUGGAGUGUAUGGAUGAUUUGUUGGAAGGUUUAACAUUAACAAUUCAGCCCGGAAAAACAAAGACAGCUUCCAAUAACAGUGGACUGCGUUCGACACGAUUGUGCUUUACCCUGCCGGCAUUGGACGUCUUGGCCGAAGCCGGUUCGGCAUCCUUUUUGGAAGAUGGUCCGCCCCGACCCGACACACACCCACACGUAGACGAUAUUCUAGAUGCCUGGACACUCUAUAAUCUAUGGGAGCAUUCAGGUGCUUGGGAAGCCCUACAGAACGAUUAUAGGCUGGUACUAUCUCGAUCCAUGCAAACGGGUAGCAGAGCCAAUAGUACUAAUGGCGCUCCUCAUGCGGCUGACGUUCGACCAAACAGUCGCCGCAUUAGCUCCGAAUCUCCACCGCCAACCUUUGGAAGAGAAAAAGUUGCCACCGUUACUCCCGAACCCCGUUUGAAAGAACGCAUGGGCAAACCUUGUGGUAACCGUGCGUGCAGUAAGGUGCACGGUCAACGGGACGCACAGGAUGGCGAGAUCGUCCGUCUCGCUAUCAAGUGCCGUGACUGUCUUGGCGAAUUCUACUGUAGCAAAUCCUGUCGCGCCGUAUACAAGUCAUUGCACGCCGAAGAGUGUGUCCGAAAACAAAAAGACAGGGAGGAACGAAGACAACGCAAAGCUAAGAAGGUCGAGUGUGAUACAUGUCGCGCAAAGUUUCCGUAUACAAAGAUGAAAAAGUGCAGUCGGUGUCGGCAAGUGACAUAUUGUUCGGUGGAAUGCCAAAAGUCGGAUUGGAACAACCGACAUCGAUUUCAAUGUCAAAGUACAGCGCGGUAGCAACGGAUUUCUUUGGCUCACUUGCUUUUUCCGAUUUAAUCGGUCUUUGAAUAGUCGUAGAGGGCUUUCUUUUUAGCUUACUCGACAAAGAGAACAUAUUGCAAAAAAUGCAUCAUGC
This is a messenger RNA of Phaeodactylum tricornutum CCAP 1055/1, 1943 nucleotides long. RefSeq lists its product with no specific name. NCBI's taxonomy places the organism in Eukaryota, Bacillariophyta, Bacillariophyceae, Surirellales, Neidiaceae. The transcript has a single exon. The record is from RefSeq and is a predicted model, not a curated record. Bases 350 to 1825 code for a protein of 491 amino acids.